AGGAAUCAGAUGACAAUUUUAAUGUUGAUGUCAUGUCGGACCUUUAUAUUUUUGGCGGUUAUUAAUGACGCACAUUCUUCAAUGUGAUCGAUUUGUCCGUUAGGAUGUGUCUUGUUGCCUUCUCUUCCAGUAAGGUUUAACACCAAGGAUGGGUAGCAUGCUCCCGUAAAGCGGUAUGAACCAACAGACAAGAUUACAACAAAUUUAAUAACAAGGAAGUUAUGUUGAAACGUUCCCUGAGGGUUGCUAAAUGAUGUGGAUUCAUUGACUUACAUGCAUAUACUAAAUAAGUAUCACUUCAAAAUACAACAUGAGAUUCUUUCAGAGAUUUGUGUCUCACUCACGUCCUUCAGUGCGCACUUUGUUUGUUGAAAGUCAAAACUCUAAUGUGACAUAUGAAGCCAUGUCACAUUUGAUGCUGAGGUAUAACUUUCAUCCCCUUCAAAAAUCCCAGACAUAUGUCCCAAAAUGUCUCAGUGCAACAUCCCCUUCAGACGUUCUUAUUGGGGCAGAUUUAGAAGAAGUGGAGGAUUUUUCAGCAGGCUGCUGGCUUCAGGACCACCUCCAUCAGUUUGGAAAUGGAAUUUCCGAGUUAGUGACCCCUAGUGCCAGGGAGACACAAGACAUUGAUAAUGAUUCAAUAGACAGUCAAACAUGUUCUGGAAGUGAUGUUACUACUGAAGCUGAUGAUGACUAUCCUGACAUAAAUGAUGAAUAUCGUCCUCUUCUGCAAUUUCAACCUGCUUCAAUAUCUCGUUACACAAUGGUACAAGAACCCCCUCCAUAUGGCUUUGACGAACCACCACCCUCGUACGAGGAGGCAACGCAAGGUUAUGCUGAUCGAUCCAGUUUUAGUAGUUCAAGCAGUUCAAUGGAUUUUGUUCUGUAUUAGAAUGCUAAUUUCCAUUCAUAGUUAUUUGUAUUAAAAGCAUGAGAGAUAUUCAAUUUUUGAAUAACAUUUUAUAAACACUCAAGUACAUUCAUACUUAUAUA
Molecule: messenger RNA, 993 nt
Organism: Mizuhopecten yessoensis (Yesso scallop)
Lineage: Eukaryota; Metazoa; Mollusca; Bivalvia; Pectinida; Pectinidae
Exons: 2
Coding region: 311-892 (193 amino acids)
Source: RefSeq, a predicted model, not a curated record